GGGAAAGUUUCCGGAGCAGCGGGAGAAGUGGGAUUCGAGGCUGGAAGCCGCGGCCGGGCAGAAGUGUUAUGAACUGGUCGCGGUGAGAGGCUCCAGGAGAAAGACUACAUCUCGCACAGAACAUUGCCUAGUGGCUCAUGAUGGCGCAUUUACAGAGAAGUCCGCGUCGUCUGCUUGGUUGUGAGGGAAUAUCCGGGUUGAGUCUUCUCCAUUCAGCGGCAGGCAAGAAGUUAGGAAUGCUGAGCGCCAGCCUAUCGCGUACAGUAGGAAGUGAUGAAGGAGAAGAUGACGACGAUGAUGUGGAAGAGGUUACAGAAAUAUCAGACUCAGAGGAUAUAUCGGAACCACAUAAAGAGACGGCAAAGCAAAUUCUUGCUAGAGAUCAAGCCUCGCUGCUUCCUCAAGAGAGCAAGAGCCAUAAGAAGGUGGACUUAACAGAGGAGAACAAUCCGUAUUCCUUGAACAUACCCAAAAAUUUUAUCUGUGAGCAUUGUUAUGGAGCCUUCAGAAGUAGCUACCAUCUUAAGAGACAUUUGUACAUCCACACGGGAGAGCGACCAUAUGAAUGUGACAUGUGCGACAUGAAGUUCAUUCAGAAAUAUCAUCUGGACAGACACAAACGAGUGCACAGUGGAGAGAAACCCUACCAGUGUGAGCGAUGUCAGCAGGCUUUUUCACGGACAGACAGACUUCUGAAGCAUAAGAGGAUGUGCCAGGGCUGCCACACCAAAAUUGCCGAAUCAGAGUCUGGAACAAGUUUCCCCCCAUACACCCCAAGUUUCCGUAUUCACAGAGACGUGUUCAUUAACCCAGGGGAGCGCCCUUUUGAAUGUGACAUGUGCGACAUGAAGUUUGUUCAGAAAUAUCAUUUGGACAGACACAAACGAGUGCACAGUGGAGAGAAACCCUACCAGUGUGAGCGAUGUCAGCAGGCUUUCUCUAGGACAGACCGCCUUCUGAAACAUAAGAGGAUUUGUCAGGGGUGCCACACGAAACCUCUCGCAUUGUGAAUUUCAGUGAAAUUUCAGCCGCUCUUCCUUCACUCAGGACUCAUUCUCUAUCACUACUGGUAAACCACAGAAGUAUUGAAGAAUUUACCCCCCGACACGGGGCUGGUAACAGCGAAGGCCUACUCCAUCAUCCUUUGCAACUUGUAAUUAUAUAGUUGGGGGGGGGAAGGCCAAAUGUGUUUUAUACGAAAGACUAGGCAACAUUUCAUCACUCUGUCUUAACCUGGUUAAAGAGAUUUCAUUCAGUGGAAGGGACUGAUUUUAAAAAUAGAAAGUCUCCAUCCGCUUCCUGCUGUUACCCUGUAGUAUCCGUAAAAGAGGACUUGCUGUCUUUAAUUGUUCUUCCAAUGAUAGAACAAUGUUCUUCCAAUGUUCAGGCUUUUCAUAGAACUCUGCAUUCUAAUGUUCCUCUGUCACUACUCCUGGCAAUGUAUAAAUACAGUGACAACUGGGUUUUACCAGUCCCCUUGUCCCUAGACCCUCUGACUCUGCCCAUCCAAUGCCGUCACAGUUGGUAUGUGUAGGGACAGUCCCCGUAGACAAGGGGCACGCUGAUAUGCCCUGACAGCCGCAGGCAGCUGCAGUUUUGGAGCCUCUUUGGGUUCUUCUCCUCCACUCAGAAUCAUGUCUCUAGCUAUUACAGAUUAUCAUAUUUGUAGUGGUAGCACCCGCUAAUCUUUAUUGAAUGUAGUGAUUAUUUUUGUACAGACUGCUAUAUAAUGGUAAAGUAUUUUAAUAAUUUGAAUUCCUGCACGUUCGGGCCUUUGGAGUCAAGUGGGCCUAUUAGUGAUGGACAGCAGGGAUUAAAAUGAAUGACAUGUAUAUUGUCUCAUCCCACAAAACUAUAUAUCAAUCUGCUCAGCUUCUUCUGCUCUAUACCAUGCUCCAGACGGGCACUGCAUUUUCACUGCGACAGGUUCUCUUAAACAAUACUUUUUUCAUACGGUAUUAUUAAACAGUCUUAAAACAUUCAUGGAAAUUUCCAUGUAACAAAAUAUAGAUGUUAAUUCCCAACCCCCUAGCUUGUUGUCUUCCCGUUCUGGCCAAACUGGCCUAGGUUUGUUGAUUGUUCUGCAUACUCCCAUGCCAAGGAGAAUGAGAUUUGUUUUCCUCCUCACCUCCUUGCCAGGAUCCAUUGAACACCAACGUAUUGUGGAGCCAGUUUUAGAUUAAAGGGACCAGCUCCGUAUUGAUUUUUUAACAGUAUAAUUAGUGUACGUCAUCUUUGUAGAGAUCAAUUAGACCUCAUGAUACGGGUUACAUGCGUCACCUCAGUUGGCCACUUGAUGUGCAGGGGACACAUCACCACCUUAUUGAGAACUCUUCCUUGGCUGGUGUUGCGUAUUAAAAAAAUAAUAAUGCCAUGCACGUAAGAAACGACCAUAUAAAAAUGUGACUAAAACCAUAUGAA
Bufo bufo (common toad) is the source of this 2421-nucleotide messenger RNA. It is a transcript of the gene ZNF740, whose product is annotated as zinc finger protein 740. Gene Ontology annotation, biological process: regulation of transcription by RNA polymerase II. Lineage: Eukaryota; Metazoa; Chordata; Amphibia; Anura; Bufonidae. Gene Ontology annotation, molecular function: RNA polymerase II cis-regulatory region sequence-specific DNA binding; DNA-binding transcription factor activity, RNA polymerase II-specific. The record is from RefSeq and is a predicted model, not a curated record. The transcript has 10 exons. Gene Ontology annotation, cellular component: nucleus. The coding region runs from base 138 to 1010 and encodes 290 amino acids.